Messenger RNA from Sphaerulina musiva SO2202, 3506 nucleotides. RefSeq names its product ARM repeat-containing protein. Bases 21 to 3341 code for a protein of 1106 amino acids. Gene Ontology annotation, cellular component: condensin complex; condensed chromosome. Gene Ontology annotation, biological process: mitotic chromosome condensation. The record is from RefSeq and is a predicted model, not a curated record. Lineage: Eukaryota; Fungi; Ascomycota; Dothideomycetes; Mycosphaerellales; Mycosphaerellaceae. The transcript is spliced from 2 exons.
CAAACACCACACUCAAUACGAUGCCCGGACGAGUCGCCAGCGGAGGCGCGCGUUCAUCGCGCCGCACGGUCUCCUCGAAGACAUCCACACGUUCAAUGCGAAACGGCUCGCCUACAACCGAAAUACCGGACGAAGGCGAUGACAGUUCCCUGCGACGCGCAGUGUGUACCGUAUUUGCAGACGCGCAAAAGUCAACGGCCGGACAUCGAAAGGCCAUUAUAUCACUCCGAAAAGUCCAGGAAGCAUGUUGCUACGAGCCAGUGAGCGGCAAGAAGGGCAGGCAGAGCGAGGACUUUGACGAGGAGGACUUCAACCGUGAGGUGAAGCGAUGCGUGAUCCGGAUUCUGCCAGUCAAGAAGUCUGAGCCCGUCGGAGAUCGUGUUGUGCGAUUUCUAGGCACUUUCUUAAGUGUCGCAGCGAGCAAGGACAACGAGAUCGCGCAGGCGGAUGAGGACCUGGAGGAGGGUGUGUUACCAGAGACGCCAACGAGCAGGCUUGCCACUGAGAUCCUGAAGACUACAAUGAUGGCCAUGAAGACAAAAGCUAAGGAAAUUCGAUAUCGGGCGACACAAAUAACCAGCCACAUCAUUAACAGCCUGGACACUUUGGACGACAGCCUAUUUCACCAACUACGCCAGGAGCUGCUGAAGCGAAUACACGACAAAGAGGCUUCAGUCAGGCUUCAGGCUGUUUAUGGUCUUGGCAGACUCGCAGCAGAGGUGGAAGAGGACGAAGAUGACCAGGAUUCGGACUCGGACGAAGACCUGGGCGGGAAGACUGUGCUGAACAAGCUGUUAAACGUGCUACAAAAUGACCCUUCUGCGGAAGUCCGGCGAAACUUGUUACUCAAUCUGCCACUUACGAAAGAGGUAUUGCCGUUUCUUCUGGAGCGAGCAAGAGACGCCGACGCUACCACACGAAAAGCGUUGUAUGGGCGCUUGCUACCUGCUCUAGGAGAUUUUAGGCACUUGAGCCUGACACAUCGUGAGAAGCUGCUUAGAUGGGGGUUGCGAGAUCGCGACGAAAACGUCCGCAAAGCCACAGCACGACUGUUUUGCGAACGAUGGAUUGAGGACUGCGCAGCUUUGCCCGCAGCACAAGCAGCUGAAGGGGACGAGGACGUUGAAGCACAAAAGGGCAAGGAAGCAGUGCCGUCCCUAGAUGCCUUACUCGAGUUGCUGGAGCGGAUUGACGUGGUAAACAGCGGAGGCGAGGGCGGUAUCGCUCUCAUAGCAAUGGACGAGUUUUGGAAGGGACGACCGGACUAUCUCGACUAUGUCUCGUUCCCCGAUAGCUUCUGGGAUGAUCUUUCACCAGAGCUCGCGUUCGUGGCGCGCACAUUCAACGAGUACUGCCGAACGACGACGGAGCACGUCGGCCCACGAACGCUGGCCGAUUUAGCCGAAGAAAAAUUGCCGGAAGUCACGAAAUUCGGCUUUCUGCUUGAACGCGAAAUUGAGAAGCUCGUUCAGGCCACAAUCGCAUCGGCGACAGAGGAAGACGAGGAUGCCGACGACAGCGAGCUGGCACACUGCGAGUUCAUUGUUGAGCAGAUGCUGCACAUGGCGCUUACCUUUGACUAUAGCGAUGAGGUUGGUCGCCGCAAGAUCUUUGUCUUGAUGAGAAGUGCACUUGCUCAACCAGAUCUGCCGGAGGAAGUGACAAGACUUGUCGUCGAAGUGCUUCGCCUUGUUUGCGGUGAAGAUGCCAAAGACGAGCGGGAGUUUUGCAGCGUUGUGCUCGAAGCCAUUGCCGAAGUUCAUGAUACCAUCAUGGGCGAGGACGAUGCCGAUGCCGACAGUACCGCAGACAGCUUCCAUUCCGCCACUGAACAAUUUGAUGGGGAAGAUGGCGAUACUCUGACGGUGGCACAGAAGAAAGCCAACAAGAAGAAGCAGGCCGAAGAGGAUCUCGAAGCUGAUGAGGAUAGGGCUGUACGCGAGAUUAUGGUCAAUAUGAAGUGUCUGCAUGUUGCGUUGUGCAUGCUGCAGAACAUACAAGGUGACCUGGAGGAGAAUGUGCACCUCGUGACCAUGCUGAACACUCUGGUUGUGCCAGCCGUGAGAAGUAAAGAGGCUCCUAUCAGAGAGCGAGGCCUCAUUUGUUUGGGGUUAUGCUGCCUGCUCGGGAAGAACCUGGCGGAAGAGAACUUGACGUUGUUCAUCCACUGUUUCACGAAGGGCCACCCAGCACUGCAGACCAUUGCACUACAAAUCAUUACUGAUAUCCUCAUCGUGCAUCCAACUUUGCUUGCGCCGGCCGCGCCUGUCAAUGGCGAGGAAGAAAGGAAUGAAGCUAUGAAGCCUCUGUUGAAAGUCUUCAAAUCUUCCCUGAAGUCUGGCGAUCCAGAAGUGCAGUCCACAGGCGCCACCGCUUUGUCCAAAGCUAUGCUGUCCCGACUUGUUACAGAUACCGACCUUCUCAAGCAGCUCGUCGUCACAUACUUCGAUCCUGACAGCAUUGCAAAUGCUCAGCUUCGUCAAAGCUUGAGUUAUUUCUUCCCAGUGUACUGCCACUCUCGCGCCGAGAACGCCGUCCAUAUGGCGGAGAUUACGACUGGAGCGAUCAGCAAGCUUCAGACGCUUCGGAAAGCAUUUGAGGAUGAUGACGACGAAGAUGUGGCCGCUGCUAGUUCUGACCAGAUGGUGUCCAUGACGCAAAUUACCAAUAUGCUCCUCGACUGGACUGAUCCGCGUAAAAUUUUUGGCUUUUCAGACGCAGUUGGGGACAGUUCUGUCAAGAGUGGUGCUGGAGAGACACAUUUUAUUCUGGCUGAAAGCAUUCUGGAUCGACUUGUCACGUCCCAGCUUAGCAAGGACGAGAAGAAGAUUCUUUUCAGUAUGCUCAACAAGUUGCACCUCCCUGCUGGCGGCUGCGACGGCGAAAGGCUAAAGAGCGUUCUCGAGUUGUUACAAGAAGCAAUCGACACGAAAGUGGCCACUGACGCUACCAGCAAGAACAUUCUGACCAAAUUACAGACCGCUCUUCUCAAGCUCAUGCACGAUGUCAUGACGGACGAGCGAGGUGGGGGAGAUACCGUGCUGGACACCACUGAAUUGCCGGACCAGAGCGAGGUUGCAGAUGAGACUGAAGUGGGAGAUGUGACCCAGGCCCCUGCUGUGGCCGAUACCACUGAGGUUGGUGAUCAAGAGGAGGAGGAGGAGGAAGAAGAAGAAGAAGAAGAAGAGGAUCAAAACUCGGAUGUCACGCAAAUUCAGCAAGACCUGAAAGAUGCUACUCUAGGUGCAACGACGGGACUGACGUUGGGACCAGCUGACGCAGAGGGAACAAGGUUACAAUUGGAUUACGAGGAUAGUGAGAUGAUGGAUGUUGAUGAAUGAAAGGACUGAUGAGCGCGAUUGCAUGAUUGAGGGUCUCGUAUCUUUUGUGCAAAGUGCCGGCGUUUGGGGGUGUAUAUUCAUGUUGGCACGAACUGUACGAGAAGAUACCCGAGGACCUUUUAUAUAGGUACCUAACGGCCCCACGCAUUGUAGUAGAGAAGCCAC